UCUCACCAUCAAACAGCUGCUAAACAGCCACAUCGACAGAUACACACGUCUUGUUUCCAUUGCCGUUCGGCCUGCUUGGCUUUCGAAUUGACGACACAUUCUCACCAUCACCUCAUCCUCGCAAAGCCUCCCGUGUACAUGCUCCAGGCUGUUCCUUGCGCCUCAUUCUAAGCUUGACCCAUUCAGCCGAGAUUAUCGAUACCGACACUUAUACCGAAAGUUUCCCAUAGCCUCGCGCUCACGAGACGCCUCGCUCGAGUCUUUCACGCCAUGUGUCUAUAGCCCUUGACUUGGUCUUCUCCGCUGUUCACAUAUUCCAUCCCUUGCUUCAAGACCUACUUCCGAUUGCCUCGAGUGUCCAUAGGGACCGCUUGUUCUACACAUGAUGGGCGCAUGCAUGAGCUCCAAUAAGGAGGAUGAGGAGCAGAAGAAGCGCAGUCAGGCCAUCGACCGGGCCCUGGACGAAGACUCAAAAAAACUACGACGAGAAUGCAAAAUAUUACUGCUCGGCUCGGGCGAAAGCGGCAAGUCGACCAUCGUCAAGCAGAUGAAAAUCAUACACCUGAAAGGCUAUUCGGAGGAGGAAUUGUAUAAUUAUCGUGCCACCGUCUUCAAGAACCUGAUCGAGUGCGCCAAGGCAGUCAUCAUUGCCAUGGACCAAUUCGAUAUCGAACCGAGCAGCGAGGAAACAAAAGACUAUUGUGAAUAUCUACUCGGUUACACUGUCGAGGCAGGACCCCAGGCUCGCAUAGAAUCUAAAGUUGGUACCGCGGUGCAGGCGUUAUGGACAGAUCCUUGCAUAGAUCAGCUUAUGCAACACGCUACCGAAUUCUAUUUGAUGGACUCAGCUGAAUACUUCUUUGACGAGGUCCAGCGGAUUUGUGCCCCAGACUAUCUUCCUAAUGAGAUGGACGUUCUUCGUGCCAGAACUAAAACCACGGGUAUCUAUGAGACUAGAUUCCAAAUGGGCGCACUCAGUAUACACAUGUUUGACGUUGGAGGUCAAAGAAGCGAACGGAAGAAAUGGAUUCACUGUUUUGAAAACGUCACAUCCAUCAUUUUCUGCGUAGCUCUGAGCGAGUAUGAUCAAGUACUUCUCGAAGAAAGCAGCCAGAAUCGCAUGAUGGAGAGCUUAUUGUUAUUCGACUCCGUUGUGAAUUCGAGGUGGUUCAUGAGAACCAGCAUCAUAUUGUUUCUAAACAAGGUCGAUAUCUUCAAGGCGAAAUUACCGAGGUCGCCACUGGGCAACUAUUUUCCAGACUAUUCUGGUGGCAAUGAUGUGAAUAAGGCAGCAAAGUAUCUCUUGUGGAGAUUCAACCAAGUCAAUAGGGCUCACUUAAAUUUAUACCCCCACCUUACUCAAGCCACCGACACAUCCAACAUACGAUUGGUGUUUGCAGCGGUCAAGGAAACGAUCCUCAACAAUGCACUUAAGGAUUCCGGCAUUUUGUGAAGUCGGUUCUUUCCAUUAGUUGAGGCUCUCGAUUUACUUGCUACAAUUUGGCAUCAAGACCUAAAAAGCAUCGGGUCGGAGUUUUGUGAGAUUAUUACAACUUGUUUCCUGGCAAGGCGUUUGGGACACGGCAGGAGUGCCAAGGCAGGAAUUCUUCUCAGCAUGUGGAAUGAUACACGAUACGCGGUUAUUAAGAAUUUGAACGACCUCCGCGAAGGGAAUCGGAAGGAGUUAUUGUCUUUAUAGAAGAAGACUCAGCCAUACCUAUUUUUUUCACAGCAGUCAGUAUUCGAUGUUCGAAUCAGGAUUUGGAGGAACAUUCGCUUGAUGGAUUAGACCCGGGAAAGUACUCGAAGCCACUGCGGCUAGCUCAUAGCGACGACAAGACACAAGAAUUCAAGAUCGAAUAGCUUGAGAGCGGAGGGCUACCUUGUCGCGCCACAAGAUACCUCUUCGUUGGUUGAUAUCAACAGGACC
Messenger RNA from Xylaria bambusicola, 1930 nucleotides. Its product is annotated as G protein alpha subunit. The record is from RefSeq and is a predicted model, not a curated record. Gene Ontology annotation, biological process: adenylate cyclase-activating G protein-coupled receptor signaling pathway. Lineage: Eukaryota; Fungi; Ascomycota; Sordariomycetes; Xylariales; Xylariaceae. The transcript has 6 exons. Bases 383 to 1453 code for a protein of 356 amino acids. Gene Ontology annotation, molecular function: GTPase activity; G-protein beta/gamma-subunit complex binding; GTP binding. Gene Ontology annotation, cellular component: heterotrimeric G-protein complex.